This is a messenger RNA of Cricetulus griseus (Chinese hamster), 1566 nucleotides long. The record is from RefSeq and is a predicted model, not a curated record. Lineage: Eukaryota; Metazoa; Chordata; Mammalia; Rodentia; Cricetidae.
CAUCUGCUGGGAAGAGCGAGCACUUGCUAGCAGAAGCUUGUGUCUGCACAACACUGGGAAGUGGCAGGUGCUCUAAGGGAGUGACAUAGGAUGAGGUAAUGUCCACAGUCGUUCCACUUUCGUGAGCACAAACUAAAACCUAGGGCACCCCUGGGUGGGAACUGCAUCCUUCUAGGUCCAGGUCUCACCCACCUCUCCUCAUCCCGUCACCUGAUUGGCUCCAGCCUGGAGUCAGCCAGUGAGUGACAGAAGAUGCUCAGUGCCAUGCACAUGUUUCUCUCUCCAGAUUUCACUGGAAGUGUGAACAUCACUACUCCAGAGCAGACGAUUCAGGAAGCCCAAGGGGAAACUGUCCACCUGCCCUGCAUGUUCACCCUUAGCCCUGAGGACCAAGGACCACUGGACAUUGAGUGGCUUCGGCUUUCAGGACCUAAUAACGAGGUGGUGGACCGUGCGAUUAUUUUGUAUACUGUAGAUAAAAUUUAUUCUGACUUCUACUAUGACCUGAAAGGACGAGUAAAUUUUACAACUAAUGAUAUUGUGUCUGGCGAUGCAUCCAUAAAGAUAAGAAAUGUUCGGCCUUCAGACAGUGGCACCUACCAGUGCAAAGUGAAAAAAGCCCCUGGUGUUGCCAAGACAACCAUCCAGCUGACAGUUGUUGAUUUCACUGGAAGUGUGAACAUCACUACUCCAGAGCAGACGAUUCAGGAAGCCCAAGGGGAAACUGUCCACCUGCCCUGCAUGUUCACCCUUAGCCCUGAGGACCAAGGACCACUGGACAUUGAGUGGCUUCGGCUUUCAGGACCUAAUAACGAGGUGGUGGACCGUGUGGUUAUUGUAUAUUCUGCAGACAAAAUUAGUGGUGACGUCUAUCCAGAUCUGAAAGGACGAGUGCAUUUUACCAGUCAUGACAUCAGGUCUGGGGACGCAUCCAUAAAUAUAACAAAUGUUCAGCUAUCGGACGCUGGCACCUAUCAGUGCAGAGUGAAAGAAAACCCCGGCAUUGUGAACAGGAAUAUUAAGCUGACCGUCACCGAUUUCACUGGAAGUGUGAACAUCACUACUCCAGAGCAGACGAUUCAGGAAGCCCAAGGGGAAACUGUCCACCUGCCCUGCAUGUUCACCCUUAGCCCUGAGGACCAAGGACCACUAUUCAUUGACUGGAUGCAGCUUACAGGACCUGAAAACGAGGUGGUGAACCGUAUGUUUAUUGUAAAUCUAGCAGACAAAAUUUAUGAUGACUUCUAUCAAGAUAUGAAAGGACGAGUGAAAUUUACUAGUGACAACAUCAGGUCUGGGGACGCAUCCAUCAACAUAAGCAAUGUUCGCCUAUCUGACGCUGGCAUCUAUCAGUGUGGCAUGUUCCAUGGCUCUGGGGAGGUCAAGAGGACCAUUCAGCUGACAGUUGUUGGCUAAUCAUCUGCCCCAGAGAUCACAUCAAUUGAACUUUUAAUCAAGUUUUGCCAAUUAUUUGAUCUGUGAGUCUUCAAUGAAAUGUGCCUUGUGCCCCCCUGCACUCCUUCAACCCCAAAAGAGUCCUUCAUGAGAAUAAACCAGUGUCUCAUA